ACAAGAAAAGGGAUGGCGGAGUCGAGCAGGCCGCGGAGGAGGAAGAAGAUGGAGGAGUGAGGCGGGGGAGCAUAAGGCUGUUGCUUCCGGAUAAAAUUUGGCUGCGCCUGCUUCUCCCCCCAACGGAAAACCCAGGAAGACUCCAUGCUACCAUGUCUGGGACGGUCAUUAUCCUCCAGCAAUUUGCUGGUGGCCUCAAGAGCCGUAAUGAAGAGACCCGGGCGAAGGCGGCAAAGGAUUUGCAGCAUUAUGUCACCAUGGAACUCCGGGAGAUGAGUCAAGAAGAAUCCACCCGUUUUUACGAUCAACUGAAUCAUCACAUCUUCGAGUUGGUUUCCAGUUCAGAUGCAAAUGAAAGGAAAGGAGGCAUUUUGGCUAUAGCAAGUCUGAUUGGUGUUGAGGGAGGCAAUGCCACACGCAUUGGCAGGUUCGCCAACUACCUAAGGAACCUCCUUCCAUCCAAUGACCCCGUUGUCAUGGAGAUGGCCUCCAAAGCCAUUGGGCGUCUCGCUAUGGCCGGCGAUACCUUCACUGCAGAAUAUGUGGAAUUUGAAGUGAAGCGGGCUCUGGAGUGGCUGGGCGCAGACAGGAACGAAGGACGGAGACAUGCAGCGGUCUUGGUUUUGCGAGAGUUGGCCAUCAGUGUCCCCACGUUCUUCUUCCAGCAAGUUCAGCCAUUUUUCGACAACAUCUUUGUCGCUGUGUGGGAUCCGAAGCAGGCCAUCCGGGAAGGAGCCGUUUCGGCUUUACGCGCUUGCCUUAUCUUGACCACUCAACGCGAGUUCAAAGAGAUGCAGAAGCCGCAGUGGUACCGACAAACCUAUGAGGAAGCUGAGAAGGGCUUUGACGAGUCUGUGGCGAAAGAAAAGGGGGUGAACCGAGACGACCGAAUUCAUGGUGCCUUACUGAUCCUCAAUGAACUGGUGCGGAUUAGCAGCAUGGAAGGAGAGCGCCUCAGGGAAGAGAUGGAAGAAAUCACCCAGCAGCAGCUGGUGCAUGACAAAUACUGCAAGGAUCUUUUGGGCUUCGGCACUAAGCCCCGCCACGUCACCCCUUUCUCCAGCUUCCAGUCGGUGCAGCCCCAACAGUGCAACGCCUUGAUCGGACUUCUGGGCUACAGCCCCCACCCAGGAAUCCUGGGAUUUGGGACGUUACCCGUCCCAGCCAAGUCAACCUUGGUGGAGAGCCGAUGCUGCCGAGAGUUAAUGGAGGAGAAGUUUGACCAGGUCUGCUAUUGGGUGCUGAAGUGCCGAAGCAGCAAGAAUACUUUGAUUCAAAUGACUGUCCUCAGCUUAUUGCCACGGCUGGCCGCUUUCCGCCCUUCAGCUUUCACAGCUGACCACUACCUCCCUGAUACCAUGAGCCAUGUCUUGAGCUGCGUGAAGAAGGAAAAGGAGCGGACGGCUGCUUUCCAAGCCCUGGGCUUGCUCUCGGUGGCUGUGCGCUCAGAGUUCCAAGUUUACCUGCCCAAGGUUCUUGAAAUUAUCAAGGGAGCCCUUCCGUUGAAGGACUUUACCCACAAGAGACAGAAAUCCGUGCAGGUGGACGCCACUGUUUUUACCUGCAUCAGCAUGCUGGCACGAGCAAUGGGUCCCUCUAUUCAGCAAGACAUCAAGGAACUUCUGGAGCCCAUGUUGGCUGUGGGGCUGAGCCCUGCCCUGACAGCUGUCCUGUACGACCUGAGUCGCCAGAUCCCGCAGCUGAAGAAAGAGAUCCAGGAUGGGUUACUGAAGAUGCUUUCCCUUGUGCUGAUGCAUCGCCCGCUGCGUCACCCGGGCAUGCCGAAAGGGCUCUCCCACCAGCUGGCUUCACCCAGCCUCACCAACAUCCCCGAGGCCAACGACGUGGCCAGCAUCACUCUCGCCCUCCGCACCUUGGGCAGCUUUGAGUUUGAAGGGCAUUCGUUGACUCAGUUCGUCCGGCACUGCGCGGAUCACUUCCUCAACAGUGAGCACAAGGAGGUGCGGAUGGAAGCAGCCCGGACAUGUUCCCGCUUACUCACGCCUUCCAUUCACCUGAUCAGCGGCCAUGCCCACGUGGUCAGCCAGACCGCAGUCCAGGUGGUGGCCGAUGUCCUCAGCAAACUCUUGGUGGUUGGGAUCACAGACCCUGACCCCGACAUACGGUACUGCGUGCUGGCAUCCUUAGACGAGCGCUUUGACGCCCACCUCGCUCAGGCGGAGAACUUGCAGGCGCUUUUCGUCGCUCUGAACGACCAGGUGUUUGAAAUCCGCGAGUUGGCCAUCUGCACCGUGGGCCGGCUGAGCAGCAUGAAUCCGGCUUUUGUCAUGCCAUUCCUCCGGAAAAUGCUAAUUCAGAUCCUGACCGAGCUGGAGCACAGUGGCGUGGGCAGAAUCAAAGAGCAGAGUGCCAGGAUGCUGGGACACUUGGUCUCCAACGCCCCCCGACUCAUUCGCCCCUAUAUGGAACCCAUCCUCAAGGCAUUGAUCGUGAAGCUAAAAGACCCAGAUCCUGAUCCAAACCCUGGUGUGAUCAAUAAUGUCUUGGCUACCAUCGGUGAACUGGCCCAGGUGAGUGGGCUGGAGAUGCGAAAGUGGGUGGAUGAGCUUUUCAUCAUCAUCAUGGACAUGCUCCAGGACUCCUCCUUGCUCGCCAAAAGACAGGUGGCUUUAUGGACCCUGGGACAGCUGGUAGCCAGCACUGGCUACGUGGUGGAACCCUAUCGGAAGUAUCCAACUCUUCUUGAGGUGCUGCUGAACUUCUUGAAAACCGAGCAAAACCAGGGUACCCGAAGAGAGGCUAUUCGCGUCCUUGGCCUCCUGGGAGCUCUGGAUCCAUAUAAACAUAAGGUGAACAUUGGUAUGAUAGAUCAAUCCAGGGAUGCUUCGGCUGUCAGCCUCUCAGAAUCUAAAUCCAGCCAGGAUUCUUCUGACUACAGCACCAGUGAAAUGCUGGUUAAUAUGGGAAACCUCCCGCUGGACGAGUUCUAUCCCGCCGUCUCCAUGGUGGCGCUCAUGAGGAUCUUCCGGGACCAGUCCUUGUCCCAUCACCACACCAUGGUGGUCCAAGCCAUCACCUUUAUUUUCAAGUCCCUUGGCCUCAAGUGCGUGCAGUUCCUGCCUCAAGUGAUGCCCACUUUCCUCAACGUCAUUCGGGUUUGCGAUGGGGCCAUCCGGGAGGUAAAAGAAGAUGGUGAUAGUAUGCUGGGGAGAAGAGCCGAGUUCCUUUUCCAGCAGCUGGGAAUGCUGGUGUCCUUUGUGAGAAGCCAUAUCCGACCUUACAUGGAUGAAAUUGUUACCCUCAUGAGGGAUUUCUGGGUAGUAAAUAAUUCCAUCCAGAGCACAAUUAUCCUCCUCAUCGAGCAGAUAGUGGUGGCCCUCGGCGGGGAAUUCAAACUCUACCUUCCUCAGCUCAUCCCGCACAUGCUUCGCGUCUUCAUGCACGACAGCAGCAGCACCCGCAGCGUUUCCACCAAGCUGCUGAAUGCCAUCCAGUUGUUUGGAGCAAAUCUGGACGAUUACCUGCACUUACUGCUGCCUCCCAUUGUGAAGCUUUUUGAUGCCCCCGAUGCCCCCCUGUCUGCUCGCAAAGCUGCCUUAGAAACUGUGGACCGAUUAACGGAGUCCCUUGAUUUCACGGAUUAUGCUUCGCGGAUUAUCCAUCCCAUCGUGCGAACUCUUGACCAGAGCCCAGAGCUUCGCACAACUGCCAUGGACACGCUCUCCUCCCUGGUCUUCCAGCUGGGGAAAAAGUAUCAGAUCUUUAUCCCGAUGGUCAACAAAGUAUUGGUGCGUCACAGAAUAAACCACCAACGAUACGACGUCCUCAUCUGCAGGAUUGUGAAGGGCUACACUCUCGCCGAUGAAGAGGAUGACCCUCUGAUCUACCAGCACCGCAUGCACAGGAGCAGUCAGGGAGAGGCCCUCGUCAGCGGCCCGGUCGAAACGGGGCCCAUGAAGAAGCUGCACGUCAGCACCAUCAACUUACAGAAGGCCUGGGGAGCAGCCCGAAGAGUUUCCAAGGAUGAUUGGUUGGAAUGGUUGAGACGGCUGAGCCUGGAGCUGUUGAAAGACUCCUCAUCGCCCUCACUGCGCUCGUGCUGGGCCUUGGCUCAGGCCUACAACCCCAUGGCCAGAGAUCUGUUUAAUGCAGCCUUUGUUUCAUGCUGGUCUGAGCUGAACGAAGACCAGCAGGAUGAGCUGAUCCGUAGCAUCGAGCUGGCGCUGACGUCUCAAGAUAUUGCUGAGGUCACCCAGACCCUGCUCAAUUUGGCGGAGUUCAUGGAGCACAGCGACAAGGGCCCGCUGCCGUUGGGGGACGACAACGGCAUUGUCUUGCUGGGAGAGCGGGCUGCCAAGUGCCGAGCCUAUGCCAAGGCCCUACACUACAAAGAGCUGGAAUUCCAGAAGGGGCCCACGCCAGCCAUCCUCGAGUCUCUCAUCAGCAUAAAUAAUAAACUGCAGCAACCGGAAGCCGCAUCUGGGGUGCUGGAAUACGCCAUGAAGCAUUUUGGGGAGCUGGAAAUCCAGGCCACCUGGUAUGAGAAGCUGCACGAAUGGGAAGAUGCCCUUGUGGCCUAUGACAAAAAGAUGGACACCAACAAGGAUGACCCGGAGCUGAUGCUUGGCCGCAUGCGUUGCCUGGAAGCCUUGGGGGAAUGGGGGCAGCUGCAUCAGCAGUGCUGUGAGAAAUGGACUUUGGUGAAUGAUGAAACACAAGCCAAAAUGGCAAGGAUGGCGGCGGCAGCAGCUUGGGGCUUAGGGCAGUGGGACAGCAUGGAAGAGUACACCUGCAUGAUCCCAAGGGACACCCAUGACGGCGCCUUCUACCGGGCCGUCCUGGCUCUCCAUCAGGACCUCUUCUCUCUGGCCCAGCAGUGCAUCGACAAAGCCCGAGAUCUCCUGGAUGCAGAGCUGACAGCCAUGGCAGGAGAGAGUUACAGUCGAGCUUACGGGGCGAUGGUCUCCUGCCAGAUGUUGUCUGAGCUGGAAGAAGUGAUCCAGUACAAGCUUGUGCCAGAACGGCGAGAGAUCCUUCGCCAGAUCUGGUGGGAAAGACUGCAGGGUUGCCAGCGGAUCGUAGAGGACUGGCAGCGGAUUCUCAUGGUCCGAUCGCUUGUGGUCAACCCUCACGAGGACAUGAGGGUGUGGCUCAAGUACGCCAGCUUGUGUGGCAAGAGCGGCAGGCUGGCUUUAGCCCAAAAAACCCUGGUGUUGCUCCUGGGUGUCGACCCAUCCCGACAGCUGGACCAUCCCUUGCCCACUCUUCACCCUCAAGUGACCUACGCAUACAUGAAGCACAUGUGGAAAAGCGCCCGCAAGAUCGAAGCCUUCCAGCACAUGCAGCAUUUUGUCCAGAUGAUGCAGCAGCAAGCUCAGCAUGCCAUCGCCACCGAGGAUCAGCAGCACCGACAGGAGCUUCACAAACUCAUGGCCCGGUGUUUCCUGAAACUGGGAGAGUGGCAGCUGAACCUGCAAGGCAUCAAUGAGAGCACCAUUCCCAAGGUCCUGCAGUACUACAGCGCCUCUACAGAGCAUGACCGCAAUUGGUACAAAGCUUGGCAUGCCUGGGCAGUGAUGAACUUUGAGGCGGUCCUGCACUACAAGCUCCAGAACCAGGCCCGAGACGAGAAGAAGAAGCUGCGCCAUGCCAGCGGGACCAGCAUCACCAGCGCCAACACGGAAGGCAGCAACAGCGAAAGCGAGGCCGAGAGCGCUGAGAACAGCCCUGCCCCUUCUCCCGUGCAGAAGAAGGUCACAGAGGACUUGUCGAAAACCCUCCUGAUGUACACCGUGCCAGCAGUUCAGGGCUUCUUCCGAUCCAUCUCUUUGUCCCGGGGAAACAACCUGCAGGAUACGCUCAGGGUUCUUACAUUGUGGUUUGACUAUGGCCACUGGCCAGAAGUCAAUGAAGCCUUGGUGGAAGGGGUCAAGGCCAUCCAGAUCGACACCUGGCUCCAGGUGAUCCCACAGCUGAUUGCAAGAAUUGACACACCUCGGCCUUUGGUGGGACGGCUCAUUUACCAGCUGCUCACUGACAUUGGAAGGUACCAUCCCCAGGCUCUGAUCUAUCCACUGACAGUUGCCUCAAAGUCAACGACAACAGCCCGGCACAAUGCUGCUAACAAGAUAUUGAAAAAUAUGUGCGAACACAGCAACACGCUCGUCCAACAAGCCAUGAUGGUAAGUGAAGAGCUGAUCCGCGUGGCCAUCCUGUGGCACGAGAUGUGGCACGAAGGGCUGGAGGAAGCAUCUCGCCUCUAUUUCGGGGAGAGGAACGUGAAGGGGAUGUUCGAAGUGCUCGAGCCGCUGCAUGCCAUGAUGGAGCGUGGGCCUCAGACGCUCAAGGAAACCUCCUUCAAUCAGGCUUACGGCAGAGAUCUGAUGGAGGCCCAGGAAUGGUGCCGGAAAUAUAUGAAAUCAGGAAACGUCAAGGAUCUCACCCAGGCUUGGGAUCUGUAUUAUCACGUCUUCCGGCGCAUCUCCAAGCAGCUGCCUCAGUUGACUUCCUUGGAGCUCCAGUACGUUUCCCCCAAACUCCUGAUGUGCCGCGAUUUGGAGCUGGCCGUCCCGGGGACGUACGACCCGAAUCAGCAGAUCAUCCGCAUUCAGUCCAUCGCGCCCUCCCUGCAAGUCAUCACCUCCAAACAGAGGCCGAGGAAGUUGACCUUAAUGGGAAGCAACGGACAUGAGUUUGUGUUUCUUCUGAAAGGACACGAGGAUCUUCGCCAGGAUGAAAGAGUGAUGCAGCUCUUCGGCCUUGUGAACACUCUCCUCGCCAACGACCCCACUUCCCUCCGUAAAAACCUCAGCAUCCAGCGCUAUGCGGUGAUCCCUCUCUCCACCAACUCAGGGCUUAUAGGCUGGGUGCCUCACUGCGACACCCUGCACGCUCUGAUUCGAGACUACAGGGAGAAGAAAAAGAUCCUGCUCAACAUUGAGCAUCGCAUCAUGCUGAGGAUGGCUCCUGAUUACGAUCAUCUCACUCUAAUGCAAAAGGUGGAAGUGUUCGAACACGCCGUCAACAAUACAGCUGGUGAUGACCUGGCCAAGCUUCUGUGGCUGAAGAGCCCCAGCUCAGAGGUGUGGUUUGACCGAAGAACGAAUUACACUCGUUCGUUAGCUGUGAUGUCGAUGGUUGGCUACAUUUUGGGUCUUGGCGACAGGCAUCCCUCCAACCUUAUGCUGGACCGACUGAGUGGCAAAAUCCUGCACAUCGACUUUGGAGAUUGCUUUGAGGUGGCGAUGACCCGAGAGAAAUUCCCUGAGAAGAUCCCUUUCAGGCUAACCCGGAUGUUGACCAACGCCAUGGAGGUCACAGGCUUAGAUGGAAACUACCGAAUCACCUGCCAUACCGUGAUGGAAGUCUUACGAGAGCACAAAGACAGCGUCAUGGCCGUAUUAGAAGCCUUCGUAUACGACCCCUUGCUCAACUGGAGGCUGAUGGACACAAACACCAAAGGUAAUAAGCGAUCUCGGACCCGGACAGAUUCGUACUCUGCUGGCCAGUCAGUCGAAAUGUUGGACAGCGUGGAACUGGGUGAAACAGCUCACAAGAAAGCUGGAACAACAGUGCCUGAAUCUAUCCAUUCCUUCAUUGGGGAUGGCCUUGUGAAACCAGAAGCCCUAAAUAAGAAAGCCAUUCAGAUUAUCAACAGAGUCCGGGAUAAACUCACAG
Messenger RNA from Thamnophis sirtalis, 7638 nucleotides. NCBI's taxonomy places the organism in Eukaryota, Metazoa, Chordata, Lepidosauria, Squamata, Natricidae. The record is from RefSeq and is a predicted model, not a curated record.